Messenger RNA from Colletotrichum gloeosporioides, 1539 nucleotides. RefSeq names its product Efflux pump rdc3. Bases 1 to 1539 code for a protein of 512 amino acids. NCBI's taxonomy places the organism in Eukaryota, Fungi, Ascomycota, Sordariomycetes, Glomerellales, Glomerellaceae. Gene Ontology annotation, cellular component: membrane. Gene Ontology annotation, biological process: transmembrane transport. Gene Ontology annotation, molecular function: transmembrane transporter activity. The transcript has 4 exons. The record is from RefSeq and is a predicted model, not a curated record.
AUGGCGGAACGAAGGCCUUCGGACUCUGCGCCGAGAGAUGUGGACGUGGAGAAGGGAAUCAGCCCCAACGCCUCCGACCUCGAGGGCGCAACUAUCAGACCCGAAUCUGGCCGCGAAGCCGCAUUAAAUCCAGACGAUGCGCCGAAAGAGAACGACCCCAAUAUCGUCGACUGGGACGGUCCCGAUGACCCUCAGAACCCCCAAAAUUGGCCCGCGAGUCAGAAGUGGAUGAACAUUGCCGUCAUUUCUAUAUUGACGCUUGGCUCUUCAAUGUUCGCACCCGGUAUUCCCAAGAUCAUGGUAGAGUUCCACGAGACAUCAUCCAUGACAGCCACCUUCGUUGUUUCCGUCUACAUUCUCGGUUUUGCCUUCGGACCCCUUAUGGUAGCCCCUCUUAGCGAAGUCUACGGCCGCAGACUCCUGUACAACUGGGGCAACGUCCUUUUUACCGUCUUCACCGUCGGAGCUGCUCUCGCCAAGAACAUGCCUAUGCUUAUGGCCUUCCGAUUCCUCAUGGGUCUGGCUGGAUCCGUGCCCAUCACCAUCGGUAGCGGUAGUAUCGCAGACAUCAUGCCCAUCGAGCAGAGAGGCCGCGCAAUGUCAGCAUGGGCUAUGGGACCUCUUCUCGGACCUUGCAUCGGGCCUGUUGCUGGCGGAUAUCUGAUCAAGGCAGCUGGCUGGAGAUGGAUCUACUGGCUUGUGGUCAUUGUGGGCGGCGUCUUUAUCCCUCUCUCCUGGUUCCUGAUGAAGGAGACCUUCGCCCCUGUUCUUCUUGAGCAAAAGACUAAGCGUCUGCGCAAGGAGACUGGCAAUGAGAACCUUCGCAGCAAGCUUGAGACUGAGGCCAAGGUUUCCGACAAGUUCAAGUUUGCCAUCAUCCGCCCUCUGAAGCUUCUUUUCGCCACUCCCAUCGUCACCCUCAUGGCUCUCUACGUUGCUGUCACCUACGGCAUCUUGUACCUUCUCAUCACGACGUUCUCUUUCGUCUUCAAAGACUACUACGGAUUCGACGAGGGAACUGUUGGUCUGACUUUCCUUCCUGCUGGUAUUGGUAUGAUUAUCGGUGUCGGAACCUUUGGCACUCUCACCGACUACAUCGUCAAGAGGAACAAGGACAAGGGCUUGCCUCACCGACCUGAAAUUCGUCUGAGCCCUGCUAUGGCCAUGCCUUGUGGUGUUGUCCUACCCAUAGGCCUCUUCCUCUAUGGCUGGACUGUCGAGAAGCACGUCCACUUCAUCGUGCCUAUGAUUGGUGUCGUAAUCUUUGCCGCUGGUCUUAUGGGUGUCAUGACUUGUGUUCAGAACUACCUCCUUGACGCAUACCCCCGCUACGCAGCCUCAGUCACCGCCGCGCUGGCUGUUCUUCGAUCCCUGGCUGGAGCCCUCCUCCCUCUUGGCGGUCUGGAGAUGUACAACGCUCUUGGUCUCGGCUGGGGAAACAGUCUUCUGGGUUUCAUUGCUCUCGGUCUAGUCCCCAUUCCCCUCCUCUUCUAUCUCUUCGGCGAGCGAAUCAGAAACAAGUUCAAGCCCAACUUGUAA